Aspergillus melleus is the source of this 330-nucleotide messenger RNA. RefSeq lists its product as uncharacterized. The coding region runs from base 1 to 330 and encodes 109 amino acids. Lineage: Eukaryota; Fungi; Ascomycota; Eurotiomycetes; Eurotiales; Aspergillaceae. The transcript is spliced from 2 exons. Gene Ontology annotation, cellular component: transcription factor TFIIE complex. Gene Ontology annotation, biological process: transcription open complex formation at RNA polymerase II promoter. The record is from RefSeq and is a predicted model, not a curated record.
AUGGAUCUCGCAAAUACCCUCAUCCGCAGCGUGGCGCGCGCGUUCUACGAAACGCGCCACAUCCUGGUUGUCGAUGCGCUGUUUAUUCAUUCUGUUCUCCACGUCGAAGACCUCGCUUUCCUACUGGGCAUGCAACAGAAAGAUCUCCGAAAGUUAUGCGCCAAGUUGCGCGAAGACAGAUUGAUUUCUGUGUAUGCUUGCUUUACCUUUCCCAAUCCAACCAAAACUAACAACACCCCCCUUGGGAUAGAAACACCCGCGCCGAAAUUCGCGACGGCUCCACGCGCCCCGUCAACCGCGAAUACUACUACAUCCCCCUUCACCCGGUAA